Labeo rohita (rohu) is the source of this 1514-nucleotide messenger RNA. RefSeq names its product vascular endothelial growth factor receptor 3-like. The transcript has 6 exons. The record is from RefSeq and is a predicted model, not a curated record. The coding region runs from base 74 to 1213 and encodes 379 amino acids. Lineage: Eukaryota; Metazoa; Chordata; Actinopteri; Cypriniformes; Cyprinidae.
CUGGUUACGAUCCCAUCAUUAGUAGCCUGUACUGCUGUCAAUCGGUUUGGAUGUGGUCAGAAGUGACAUAAAUAUGAGGAACCAUUCUCUCCUUUUGUGGGUCUUAUUAGUCGUGGACGGUGUGUUUGGUGCUGCUAAAGUGAAGUCAGUAUUAGUGAUGGUAAGUGAUUCUCUCACUCUAAACACCAAUGAUACUGAAACACAGGGAGCGGAUGAGCUGGAGUGGAGGAUUCAAGGUGAUAAGACUUUCAUAGCACAGAUUGAUAAGGAACACACUACUAUCUCAGUACCUGGGAAUGAGGAAGCACCAUUUAGAGGCAGAUUGAAGCUGGAUGAGAAGACUGGAUCUCUAACCAUAACAAACAUCAAAUCCACAGACUCUAGAGUUUAUGAACUAAAGAUUAAGAGCCGCGCUGACAUCAUAUACAACACAUUCAGUGUUACUGUUCACGAAAAAGUGAAGUCAAUAUCAGUGAUGGAGGGAGAUUCUGUCACUCUACACACUGGUGUUACUGAAAUACAAAGAAAUGAUCGAAUAAAGUGGAUGUUUGGAGAUAAAGACACCCCCGUUGCUGACUUCAAUGGUCCUGUUGACGGGAGAAACAUUCAUUUGAACAGUCAGACUGGAGAUCUCACUAUCACAAACAUCCAAACUCAUCAGUCUGGAGUGUAUAAAGUGGAGCUCAGCACCAGCAUUAUGAACUUACACAGGGAAUUACAUAUUGCAGUUGAUAAAGUAGAGUCCAUAUCAUUGAUGGAGGGAUAUUCCGUCACCUUGCACACUGAUGUUGAAGUACAAAGAAAUGAUCAGAUCCAGUGGAAGUUCGGAGAUCAGGGCAUCUCCAUUGCUAACUUGAAUGGCCCUGUUGACGCAAACUGGAGAAACAUUCAUUUGAACAGACAGACUGGAAAUCUCACUAUCAGAAACAUCCGAAGCGAUCAAUCUGGAGUUUAUAAAGUGGAGGUCAACACCAGCAUUGUGAGCUUACAUAGGGAAUUCAGUGUUGUUGUUGUGCCAGGUCUCUCUUUAGCUGCUGUAGCAGGGAUUGUUGUUGCUGUUGUUCUGCCAAUGGCUGCAGCUGCUGUUGCUGGUGUCGUUUACCAUCGCCACAAGAUCUCUAAACUAGAAAGCCGUAGGGAUGCUAAUGCUGGUGAAGGAACUGGAUCAGAUGUUCUUUUAAAAGAUAAACCUGAAAACAACAGUAGUUCAUAGUCACUGUAACACUCAAGCGCUUUUGAGACAAAGACUUUCAUUUGAUUUGGCAUAAAUAGAAAAACAUGCUUUCAUUCCUUAUAAAGUAUGUAACAGUUUGAUGUAACAGUUUCACCAUUCACACUGAUGCUGAUCAUAUUAUGUUUUAAUGUGGCAUGCUACACUGUAAGAUGGCUUGUUAUUGUCAUACUUGUACUUUUUUUUCAGAAAUAAUCUCAAGAUAAACUUGAAGCAUGUAUGUUUUUAUUCUUGUUUGCUAUUUAAUACUAUUUUUUGAGCUUUAAUUAUUCAUUCUUAUGUG